Molecule: messenger RNA, 594 nt
Organism: Carica papaya (papaya)
Lineage: Eukaryota; Viridiplantae; Streptophyta; Magnoliopsida; Brassicales; Caricaceae
Source: RefSeq, a predicted model, not a curated record
AUGUUCUCAAUCACUGAAGAACAACUCUUCACUUUUCAUUUUGUAGAUCGCGAGAUAUUUUGUCGAUUGGUGUUCAAUUUCAAGAGAGAUCCCGUUGAAUCCUUACUGGUUAUGGCCGUAUGGUUAUGGUUGGAAGAGUUGGGCUUUCGUGAUAUCACUUUAAGAUUGAUGAACCAACCAGAUUUUGUGCUAAAAGCUGUCGCCGAUGAAGCUGCUCUUUUUCUCCAGUGCAUGGAACAGUCUUGUCCUCCUUCACCAGAUUCCUUUGGCGGAAUGGCACUUACUACUCUACUUGUGGGAAAAGAGGUUUCUUACGAUAUAAUCUUUCAAAAUAAAUAUACAGCCAUUAAUGGCAUAAAGAGUGUUCUGAAUUCCGUAUGUGCCUCGAUCUUCCCCGAUAUCAUGCAAAAAGUGUUGGGAAAUCAAUGUGUUGUAAGUCCAGAUCACCCUCUUGUUAUUCCUGGUUUUCCUCAUCCAGUUUUUGGUGCAGUUAAAAUCUGGCCAAGGGAGACGGAUAAUAGCCUACCUGAUUAUGGAAUGUUGAUUGAAUUGAACUCUGUAAAUAAUGUUAUGAAAGACAAUUGCCAGUUCUGA